This is a messenger RNA of Salvelinus fontinalis (brook trout), 2816 nucleotides long. RefSeq lists its product as uncharacterized. Bases 162 to 1037 code for a protein of 291 amino acids. The transcript is spliced from 4 exons. The record is from RefSeq and is a predicted model, not a curated record. NCBI's taxonomy places the organism in Eukaryota, Metazoa, Chordata, Actinopteri, Salmoniformes, Salmonidae.
ACGUGAUAUCAUGCGCUGGCUGUGGACUGCUUGAUAACCACUUCCGCUUUUUUUCCUCGCAGGUCAACAUUUGCGUAUACCUAGAAAGACAGUAAAGACAUUGUAGAAAGGUUUUUGUUGGUUAAAACUCACGUUUAGGAGAUCGACACGUUGAGAUAUUUAUGGAGCAUAAUAAUGGAGAUACUUCUAGCUGGUCGAUGCAGCGACGAAUGGAAGGUUUGGUCAACAAACACAUGGCAGACAUAGCACUAGAAACACUCCAACAGAGACUAUCAGCUGUGUCCGAAGAAAUGAACCAUCUUGCGGAACAUGUCUCGAGACGCUCGGAGGAUGUUCCCAAGUAUGAUAUUCCAAGACGCACAGAUGUAAACUUUGACGUUGAGUCACUGAGUGCAACAUUUAGCACGGGUGGUGUUGGGGAAAAGUUGGCGAUCCCAGGCACCUCACCAUCAGCAGAGACGGCUGCCCAGCGUAAAAUCAUCUCCCUGCUGGUGGAGAUUAAGGAGGAGCAGCAGAGACAGUGGGGCGUUUUGAGGCAGAUGCAGGCCAGGGUUCAGGGCCAGAGCUUUCCGGUGGUAGAGGAAGAGGUGGAGGCUCUAGACAUUGACAUCCCACUGAGGACCAUGGAGCAGCUAGAUGACACAGAGAGGCACCUGGAGGAUGCAGGAGCACAGAAGAGAAUGGUGUCUCACCUGUCACGAAUGGGUGGGGCCACGUUUGAUGAUGCGGUGCGAAGGCUCAUGCAGGCAGUGCUAUCUUUUGCUGUGGGCUCUGAGCUCAACUGGGUGGGCCGAGGCCAGAAAAGGAGCUUCAGAAACACCCGCCUCCAAGGGGUUCUCUUCUGUGCUCUGAAAAGAACCCCAGUGGGCAAAGAGGCCACACAUCACCAGUUUGCAGACGUGGUGAAGAAGUGGCUGCGGUUCGCCCCGUUUCGACAGGGAGGGAGUGGUCGACGGCAUUAUAAACCACCUGUUGACUUCCUGUGUCCAAAGGAAUGUGUAGGUCUGCCUACACAUCAGCCUACACAUCCACAGUAACUCACAAUCAGCUUAUUAAAUUUAUUACAUUGUUUAACAUUUUAGUAUUUUUUCCUAAGUUUGUUACAUUGCAAAAAAUAUAUGCUAUUUGAAUGUGAAUACAUGCGGUUUGGCCCAUGUUACUUCAUACAGGGCCAAACCUGUGAUCUGCUCAAGUAACUUGUACCCCUGCAUAAAUCAUGCAAUGAUGUAAAUCACGUGCCAAACUCAUUCCACGGAGGGUAGAGUGUCUGCUGGUUUUCACUCCUCCCUUGUACUUGAUUGACGAAUUAAGGUCACUAAUUAGUAAAUAACUUCAGUCACCUGGUUUUCUAGGUAUUAAUUGAAAAUGAAUAAUAAAAACCUGCAGACACCAGGCACAACAUGGAAUGAGUUUGACACCCCUGAUGUAAAUUGAAGAUGUAUUCUCAAAGUCCAGUUUCUCACAAAGCUGUCAAAAUUAUGUCAACAAUGUAUAGUCUCCAAUAGAGACACAUCCCAUGACGCUCCUCACAUCACAGAUCUGUCAGGUGUGGUUGGCUGUUUAUCCCAGAGUAAUUCAAACAAAAUACUGCUGCAAAACCUGUUGAUAAAAGUUGUGUAUUGCAUUUAAUGCUUUGAAGGUACUGAUUAGAAAUCUUUCCGGCAGAUUUUUUUUUACCCCACUAAUGAGAAUAUCGGCAAAUAUAUACUACAAUUCAAAAGUUUGGGGUCACAUAGAAAUGUCCUUGUUUUUGAAAAAGCACAUUUUAUGUCCAUUAAAAUAACAUCAAAUUGAUCAGAAAUACAGUGUAGACAUUGUUAAUGUUGUAAAUGACUAUUGUCGCUGGAAACGGCUGAUUUUUAAUGGAAUAUCAACAUAGGCGUACAGAGGCCCAUUAUCAGCACUCCUGUGUUCCAAUGGCACGUUAUGUUAGCUAAUCCAAGUUUAUCAUUUUAAAAGGCUAAUUGAUCAUUAGAAAACCCUUUUGCAAUUAUGUUAGCACAGCUGAAAACUGUGUUGAUUUAAAGAAGCAAUAAAACUGGCUGCCUUUGGACUAGUUGAGUAUCUGGAGCAUCAGCACUUGUGGGUUCGAUUACAGGCUCGAAAUGGCCAGAAACAAAUUAUUUUCUUCUGAAACUCAUCGGUCUAUUCAUGUUCUGAGAAAUGAAGGCUAUUCCAUGUGAGAAAUUGGCAAGAAACUGAAGAUCUCGUACAAUGCUGUGUACUACUCCCUUCACAGAACAGCGCAAACUGUCUCUAACCAGAAGAGGAGUGGGAGGCCCUGGUGCACAACUGAGCAAGAGGGCAAGUACAUUAGUGUCUAGUUUGAGAAACAGACGCCUCACAAGUCCUCAAGUGGUAGCUUCAUUAAAUAGGACCCACAAAACACCAGUCUCAACGUCAACAGUGAAGAGGCGACUCCAGGACGCUGGCCUUCUAGACAGAGUUUCAAAGAAAAAGUAGAUAUACUAUUAAAAAUCAGCUGUUUCCAGCUACAAUAGUCAUUUACAACAUUAACUAUGUCUACACUGUAUUUCUGAUCAAUUUGGCUCUUAAUAUAGGCCAGGAACAUUGCAGUUUGUAGUAGGUCUAUGAUGUUUUCAUCCUUCCGAAGACACAGGCUUCCGGGUCAUUCAGAUGACCUCUUUCUGCACAUUGUUUUUCCUAUAUAACUGUGAGUGAGUGUAUGUUAGAGACACGAAAGCAAUUUACUAUAUGUUAAAAAGUAAUGUCCAUAUAAGCUUAUUUCUUGUAACGACCAUCAUACAUUGUAAAUGUCCAUAAAUUGAUAUUUGUAAAUACAUAUUUCUCAUUAA